Molecule: messenger RNA, 1404 nt
Organism: Cladocopium goreaui
Lineage: Eukaryota; Dinophyceae; Suessiales; Symbiodiniaceae
Source: the annotation of a GenBank genome assembly
AUGGUGUCGCAUCUGCAACUCUGUCAGCGCGCAUUGGUGUCCGCCCUUCUAGCGGUGGCAGCCGUCCUGAACGUGGAGCCAAGCGUUAGCAGAGAUUCAGACCCACCAUGCCUGCGUGCAGCGUAUGGCACAGUUCUACGCAAAGCACGGGGCCGCACCGAUGGUGAGGCUUUGACAAGGCUACGUGCUGCAAAGGUCUCGUGGGAACAGGCUUUGAACCACAAGGGCCCCCAAGGCAGACCAGCGAGCAACGAAGCAGUGUACCGCAUUGAAUGUUCCGCGGUGCUGCUCACCUAUCAGUCCUUCACCUCCUUGGACCAAUGGCGCAGGUUUGCCAACUGUGUGAAAGCCAACGCACCUCUGGGAACUGGACUUGUGGAGGCCGUGGCCGACACAUCUCCAUCUGGGGCUGUUGAGCAUGUUGCGCAUCGCUGUUCCCUUGGAUUGGAUUUCCAGAACCAACGCAAAGUGGUGAUUCUGCGGGAUGUGCAAGGCUUAUCAUUUGUGGACAUAGCUGCCCAAGUGAAAAAUUUGGCUGGCAAGCAGCCAUCUCCAAGGACUUGCUGUCAGUACUACAAGCAAUUUUCUGUGUCACGUGGCAGGAAAAAAACUGCUUACAACAAUUGUGGCCGUCGGCCUUGGAAGCUGACAACAGCCACGCAAGGAUUUGUGUUGCGCUCCCUGCGGAGGAUGAGAAAGCAAGGGAUGUGCACCACAAAGUCUUUGCAAGCUGAGCUGGCCCGGGCCCGUGGUGUAGCAGUUGAUCAAAGUACAAUCCGCAAGUUCUUGCAGGCACAAGGCUACAGAUGGCUACCUCGAGGGCAAAAGCGCAAGUACACUCCCCAGCAAAUGAGCGAGAGGAAGGCAUUUGCCGAAGCUGUCGUGGCACUCGGGCCGUGUCGGCUGCGGCAGAAGUUGUCUUUCUCCAUGGAUGGCUGCGUCCUAACCAUGCCUCCCAAAAAUCUGACUGAGAGGCUUAACUACCUUCACUCUGGCCAAACCCACAUGUGGCGAUUGAAGUCAGAAAGGCUAGAGCCUUCUCUGGCGGGGCAGGAUUGCUUCGCAAAGCAGAGCCCCUUGGAUAGAUGCAUCCCGCUGUGGGGUGGCUUGAGCGAAGGAGGUUUCGCAACAGUAGUCUUCCAUGCAAAGAAGAAGCUCACCAAGGCUGAGUGGAUCCGUGUCUUGCAAGCUGGAAAGGUGGCGUCUGCAAUCAAGAGCCUACGCCCGGUCAAAAAGGAUGCAUUGAAGAAGAGGCCGUGGAUUGGCAAGUGGGCUUACAAAACCAGAAUCAAGAAUCUGCUGAAGUCCGCGCAUGCACAAAAUGCGGCGAAGCGGAUCGCCAAAGGCUACAUCAAAACCUGCCGGGAGGUAGUCCGUAAAGGUGGUGCUGCAUCCUCUGGCUAA